AUGGCAAGUGAACUGAAGGAGCGUGGAUUCCACUUUACUGGGACCAUCCGAGCCAAUCGCUGUCAUAAAGCCCCUCUAAAAUCAGAGCAAGAGCUGAAACGAAUGGGACGUGGUGCAUUUGAUUCUGUCAUUGAGACAAAAACCAACAAAUGUGUGACACUACUGUCCACUUAUGUUGGUACUGACCCUGUCAACAAGAUCAAACGGUAUGACAGAUCCACCAAAAGCUUCAUUGAUGUAGACCAACCAGCAGUAAUUGGAAUCUAUAACUCCAAAAUGGGUGGAGUUGAUCUGCUCGACAUGAUGUGCACAUUGUACAAGCGACAACUAAAGAGUAAAAGAUGGUAUUUAUACAUUUUUUACCAUACCCUAACCAUUGCAGUUGUAAAUGCGUGGUUCCUCUACCGCCGUGACUGCAAAUAUUUGGCUACUGUAAAGACAAUGCCACUGAAACCAUUUCAGGGCAUGGUCGCUGCUUCAUUAGUGAAGAAAGACAAUGUUGUACGUGGUCGACAUUCUGGUUCUACUGGCUUAACACCACCGCCGGCAAAGAAGCAACGAGUGAUGCCUGGACCAGUCAAUGACGCCCGCUACGACAAAACAGAUCACUUUCCCUUGCAUCAAGAAAAGCGUAUGGGUGUAGACUCUGUACCAAAGGCUAUACAAGUUGGAGGUGUUCCAAAUGCCUGGUUCAUUUGUGUCUGGUUCCCGAACGAAACUGCUUUGUUUCAUACCAUGAAAAACAUGGUAACACGUGACUGUGCCUUGUUUCAUACCAUGAAAAACAUAGUAACAUGUGACUGUGCCUAA
Molecule: messenger RNA, 810 nt
Organism: Gigantopelta aegis
Lineage: Eukaryota; Metazoa; Mollusca; Gastropoda; Neomphalida; Peltospiridae
Product: piggyBac transposable element-derived protein 2-like
Exons: 1
Coding region: 1-810 (269 amino acids)
Source: RefSeq, a predicted model, not a curated record